Anopheles coluzzii is the source of this 3456-nucleotide messenger RNA. RefSeq names its product casein kinase I-like. Gene Ontology annotation, cellular component: cytoplasm; nucleus. Lineage: Eukaryota; Metazoa; Arthropoda; Insecta; Diptera; Culicidae. Gene Ontology annotation, biological process: endocytosis; peptidyl-serine phosphorylation; signal transduction. Gene Ontology annotation, molecular function: ATP binding; protein serine/threonine kinase activity. The transcript has a single exon. The coding region runs from base 771 to 1697 and encodes 308 amino acids. The record is from RefSeq and is a predicted model, not a curated record.
AAAAAAAGUAAACGUUUUCGCUACGCGAUUAAAUGUUAAUGUUCACAAAAAAAUUUCAUGUUUUUUUUUAGUUCUCUAUGUUCCAAUCCGGGCGAGGUUUUCAAUACUUUUGCAUUCAUACUUUAAAGGCUUGCGUCCAUCCAGCCUGGGUAAUAAGUUCUUUUUUAAAUUCUGCCGCCGGUUGAUGCUUUGAUGUUGAUCCUGUUUCGGAGAUAAAAGCGUCCACCACUUUGACGCAUUCUCAUGGAGACGCACGGUGGCGGCUGAGCGCCACUGUCCCAGAAAACCAUCACUUUUACCCGUACAAAAAAAAAAAAAAAAAAAAAAAAAAAAAAAACCGUAGAAAAGAAAAACCCAAUAAAAGAAGCACACAGGACGCGACACAGGAUCUGCACAGAACUCGCACAGGCUACGCCAGGCCAGGACACCGGUACGACGAAAUGAACCAAAAUCGGACCUGGAAAUGUAACAACACUUGGAUGCGUUUUCCAGAACCCACACACCACAGGUAACUAGAUGGUUACCAGCCGAAAAUGCGUAAUCUGUCAAGUUGCUGUUUCGAUCGUAGUACACAUGUGAACAUCACCCAACCAAAGGCUAUAUAUGUAGACCACACUUAUGCAUCAGGUUAUAUCCUCACUACGAGUAAACGCAAGGUGACGUGUUUUCGCUCGCUCUCACUUUUAACGGUUUUUUCGAGUGUUUUUGCGAAAAAUUGAUUCUGCUGUUGCUUCCAGUUACAUUUCGCAGGUGGCCAAAGAGAAUCGAACAUGUCGAUUAGAGAAGGACGUGCGCCCAAUUCUAGUUCGCCGGAGUCCUUGAUGGUGGUGAAUCUCUCCACCUAUCGGAUUGAAGGCGAAUUCGAUGCUGGUGGCUGCGGCACGGUGUUGGUGGGCAGCCAUGCCCGCUCCAAGCAGCCGGUGGUGAUGAAAAUGGCCAGCAAAGAGGUGGACCGGCUCCUGCUCGCCACGGAGCGCCGGAUCUAUGCGCGGCUGCCGAAGGCCCGUGGAUGGCCCAGACUCAUCGACACCGGUACGUAUCGCAAACGCGACGUGCUGGUUUUGGAGCGCCUGGGGCCAUCCCUGCAGGACUUACUGAACUUGUGCGGAGGACGCUUCGGUCUGAAGACGGUUUCGCAGCUAGCGCUGCAACUGCUCGACAGGCUGGAAACAUACCACGAGCUGGGGUACGUUCACCGCGACCUGAAGCCGGACAAUGUCCUGCUGGGUCGCGGAACGACCCGCAAGACGCUGCACAUGAUUGACUUCGGUCUUGCCGAGCCGUAUCGGCACCCACGCACGGGGGAACACAUAGCGCAGGAUGCGUUUUUCCCGUUCGCCGGAACGAUCGAGUUUGCACCAGUGUUCGCUCAUCUGGAGUAUACACCGAGCAGGCGAGAUGACAUUUUGUCGCUCGCCUACAUGCUGGUGUUUUUGCUCCGCGGUGGCCUACCGUGGUAUGGUACCGAGGAGCGAUUUGAUCCGGACGAGGCACUGCUUCUGAAGUUGUGCAUUACGCCCAGCGAGCUGUGUAGAGGACUGCCGGCUGAGUUUCAGCGGUUGACCGAGUACGCGUUGCAGAUGGAAUUCUGCGACGCGCCGGACUAUACCGAGCUGAAGCGGAUGUUCCGGAAUCUGCUGCGCCAACAUUCCAUGCAGCACGAUUUGCAUUUCGAUUGGAACCGGUUUGGCUGCUAAACCAGCACCUAAUUUCUUUUCUUCUCUCUCUCUCUCUCUCUUCGUUCCAGCUUUCGUAAAGUGACGUGUAAGUCACCCCAGUAUAAGGCGCCGUGAAGGAACAGCCCGAUGCUGGGACGGUGGCCAAAUCCGAUCCUCUGCCUCCUCGUGGCGCCACUGGAUGUUGGCCUCUGGUGUUGUCAGACUCACCAGCGGCCUAACCAAAGAGGACGGUCAGUGGGACACCAAGCGUUUGCUCAACGAAGCUACACGUACAUUUGAUGCUAUGGGGGUUGAAGGGAAAUAAAUAUGUAUUUAUUGUAUUUUAGUGUAAGAUUGAGGCCAUGUAAAAAUACACGUAUAGCAUUGGAAUAAAUUGAAAUGUACAAAUGCCUAUAUAAAACGAGUUAAUUUUCGAGUUUGCAAUGAUUGCGAUUUUCCACUCUUUCUCGCCGGACAGCAUCAACUUCAAACGUACAUUGUGGGGAUGUUUUCCACUGCCGACGCCGAUCCACGAACACAAAUUUUGAUAGGCCACCUGUACAUGAGCAUAGCUUUCGAACGCGAGCUUAUAUAAGGGCGUGCGUGCGGGGCAUCGAUGGAAAGCUCUCGCCAAGUACUAUCCGACGGUGGGGUAUUGCACCUCCUCCCGCCCUCCCUGUUCCAUACUGCAGGAAGGAAAAACGUCAAAUUGAUUUCGAACGGAAGCUAAUACAAAGCUAUAUCAGGCAGCGACAGACGCGUCGGUACAAGUUGUGCAACUUUUGUCUCACAAGCGUGUCCUCCUAGGAACCACUCAGGUCAACUCUUCCAGUCAAAAAACGUGAUUUUGUGUGAAAUUUUCACCGUUUUACACACAGGUGUGGGAAUGUUUUUCCCCCCUUCCCGGAUCCAUUGCUAUCCCUCGUUGGAUAGGGCGCGGCUAGUAGACCAAAUUUGGUACGACCAUUUGCGUAGGUACGACCAACACUCGUUACUCAAAAUCGGAGUCAAAGUCCUUCUGCAGAACGCGCCACGGGCUGUCAUUUGAAAACGGCCUCCGGAAAAUUAACCGAAUUUUGGUAUGUGAUUCGUGAUGGAAAAAGCCAUCGAACACUUCAAUUUACAUCGGGAUUUGGAUGCGUGUAGCGAAAGAGAACGUUUCUCCUUCGACGCUUAGAUAAUCGAGAUAAUUCAUUUGCUGCUACUCGCCGUUUGUCUGAAGCAUUCUUACCCCGGUUUAGUAGCGAUGUCCAAAUCUGCAACCGAAUGUAGAGGAAAGAACUUCAGUCCGGAAUCAAUGGCCUACAAAAAUGGACAACUAAAACGGGAUAUCAGGGAAAUGUAAAAUAUUUCACACCAAACAACCUUAAAGCUUGGGUUGUUCCAAAAAUAUUGUAUCGAAUAGAAAUAGUGUCUUCGAAAGUCUCUGGCUCCUCUUUACCGUACUGCUCUGAGGCAUUCUAUCGGGGCCUUUAUAGUCCAGUCCUAUUCCAUCACUGUUCUGCAAAAGCGAGCAGCUUUAUUUCUUACAUAUCAUCACAGAUUGGAUUACAGAAGCCUUCAUUGAAAGUGCCAAACAGGCAUUCACGGAACUGACGGAAGGAAGAACGGUUGCCACAAACUGCAGAACAAUCACGAAAUGGAGAAAGGUUAUGGGUCCAAAACAGCCCCAGAGUUGAUUGGGAAAUGCAAAACAGAGCCGAUAGAUGAUGCUAAAUUCAGAUGGUUCGUGUUCGAGGAGGCGAAUGAGUUGCGCGAUUUGUGCGCGAUCGGGUUUCUCGCCAUCGCAAAUUGAAAC